Messenger RNA from Prinia subflava (tawny-flanked prinia), 4123 nucleotides. RefSeq names its product 5'-nucleotidase, cytosolic IA (gene NT5C1A). Bases 76 to 1515 code for a protein of 479 amino acids. Gene Ontology annotation, molecular function: 5'-nucleotidase activity; magnesium ion binding; nucleotide binding. The record is from RefSeq and is a predicted model, not a curated record. Gene Ontology annotation, biological process: adenosine metabolic process; nucleotide metabolic process. Lineage: Eukaryota; Metazoa; Chordata; Aves; Passeriformes; Cisticolidae. The transcript is spliced from 6 exons. Gene Ontology annotation, cellular component: cytoplasm; cytosol.
CCGGGAGCUCCCGGGACGCGUGGAGCCGCGGCCGCGCACGGACCGGAGCCGCCGGUGCCCCGGAGCCGCCGCGCCAUGGAACCGCCGGGCCCCGCCGGGGCUCCGGGGCGGCCCUGGGAUGAAGCCAAGGCUUUCUACGACAACCUCGCCCCCAAGAAGAAGCCCAAAUCGCCCAAGCCCGAGAACGCCAUCACCAUCGCCGUGUCCUCGCGGGCGCUGUUCCGCAUGGAGGAGGAGCAGAAGAUCUACGCGGAGCAGGGCGUGGAGGCCUACGUGAAAUACCAGCUGGACCACGAGAACGAGCCCUUCCUCCCCGGGGCCGCCUUCCCCUUCGUCAAGGCUCUGGAGGCAGUGAACGCUCAGCUCCGGGAGCUCUACCCCGACAGCGAGGAGCUCUUCGACAUCGUCCUCAUGACCAACAACCACGCCCAGGUCGGCGUCCGCCUGAUCAACAGCAUCAACCACUACGAUCUGUUCAUCGAGAGGUUCUGCAUGACGGGAGGGAACAGCCCCAUCUGUUACCUCAAGGCCUACCACACCAACCUCUACCUCUCCUCCGACUCCGAGAAACCCCAGCAGGGACCUGGAGGUGUCGGAGAAGCAGCUGCGGGUGGCGUUCGACGGCGACGCCGUGCUCUUCUCGGACGAGUCGGAGCAGAUCGUGAAGGCUCACGGGCUGGACAUGUUCUUCGAGCACGAGAAGGCGCACGAGAACAAGCCCCUGGCACAGGGUCCCCUGAAGGGUUUCCUGGAGGCGCUGGGGAAGCUGCAGAAGAAAUUCUACUCCAAGGGGCUGCGGCUGGAGUGCCCCAUCCGCACGUACCUGGUGACGGCGCGCAGCGCGGCCAGCUCGGGCGCCCGCGCCCUAAAGACUCUGCGCAGCUGGGGCCUGGAGACGGACGAGGCUCUGUUCCUGGCGGGGGCUCCCAAGGGUCCCCUGCUCAGGAAGAUUCGUCCCCACAUCUUCUUCGACGACCAGAUGUUCCACGUGGAGGGCGCGCAGGAGAUGGGCGCCGUGGCGGCGCACGUGCCCUACGGCGUGGCACAGAGGCACCGGAGGCAGGAGGAGGAGAAGCAGCAGAGCCCCAACAGCAAAUAGAGGGGUGGGAGAGGGGGAAAAUCCCCACGUGGAUCCCAUCCACGCCCCUGCUCCAGUUGGUUGUGGGAGCGGGAGGUCAUCGUCCCCCAGUUAGGGGCAGGGAGGGCUCCCUCGGUGCCUCUGCUCGUGGGGGUGUCGUGGCUUUGUCCCUGCUCCUCGUGGGGCUGUUGUGGCUUUGUCCCUGCUCCUCGUGGGGCUGUUGUGGCUUUGUCCCUGCUCCUCGUGGGGCUGUUGUGGCUUUGUCCCUGCUCCUCGUGGGGCUGUUGUGGCUUUGUCCCUGCUCCUCGAGGGGCUGGAGGCUCCUCGGUGCCAGGGGAGGUUUUUCCAGCUCGUUCGUGCUUCAGGCGAAACCCCUCGAGGAUGGGUCUGCCCUGUGUGGAAUCUUUGUGCCAGGCAGGUUUAAUUUAUUUAUUUAAAACCCCCAAUGGCUCCUGGCUUUCCCAAGCGGAUGUUCAGGCUGAGCUGUUGAAAUGGGAAGUUGGGAGCACCCCAAAAACCUUCCAAGCAGCUUUGAAACAAAAUUUUGUCCCUUUGAACUGGAAUUAAACUGUGAUAUUUUUCCUUCACACCCCCAGCUGCUGCUCCCCAGCCAGAAAAUACUCAGUGUCUGUCCUUUCACCAAGAUUUUGCCAGCUUUAAUUUGGAAAAAUAGAAACAAAUACUUAACAUAUUUAAAAAAAAAAAAAAUCCUGUUUCCUGCUUGGAGCUUUGGGCUGGUGUAUUGUUGGCCCAGGUUUUUACAUUUGGGUUUCACACUUGCAUGAUUUAGCACUUCAAACUAAUAAUCUCAGUGAGCAUCCAAAGCCCAGCUUGUCCAAGGGCUGCAGACGCAUGCCCAGGGCUUGAAUUAAGUUAAAAGCAGGCCCUGAUAUAUUAGGGACAUCAUUUGAAGUCCAUUUAGGAAAAUCUGCCGAGAAUUUCAGCCUGGGGAUUUCAAUUAAAGGAUUUUUUUUCUCCCUUUCUAGGCUGAGCCCAUAUGAGUUGAUAAUCUUUUUCUCCUCAGCUUCUCAAAACCUCUGGUGCUUCCUAAAAUAGACACCUCUGUCAGCAAUGCUGUGAGAGAAGCAAAUCUCUGAUUAAAAAACAGGAUGGGAAAUCAAUGGGAGAGAAACUGGUGUGAAAAUCACACUGACAUUUCUGCUCAAAGCCCUGUCCCCGAGGAGACACUCGGGAGGAAAAUUGAAAGAUUAUUUUUUUUCCUUGUGGAUUUUCCUUUUCCCCUAUUUUUUUUUGUUUGUUUUGUUUUGUUUUUUUGUUUUUGUUUUUGCACGAUACCCCACAGCACAGCAGGAGGGAUGCUCAGUGUUAUCAGACAAUUUUCUGAUACAAAUUCCACUGGCUGAAAUUUCCCACGUUGUGUGUCUGGCUCUUUCCAGGGAAGUUUCAGCUCUGACAGGCUGGAGCUGGAGUUAUCACCCUUUUGAGGAAUAUGUAAAUAACCAAGCUGGGGAUGCCUUCAGUGGCUCCAGACACUUUUCUCAUUGCACUAAAUCCUGCUCUAGCAGUGAAAAGCAAAUUGCACUUUUCUCCCCUCCAAAAAACCAUUUCUUUGGCAGACUGUUAACUGUCACAUCUGUGUGACAAACACCUCGGAGGGAGGUCUAAAAAAUCCAAACAAACAAGCAAAAAAAUCUUGGGAGAAAUGAGAUUCUGAGUGUCACAUCCGCCAGCACUCGGGUUUGUAGAAAGGUCCUGCCUUUUUUAAUGUGAACAGAAGAUUUUGGGAUCUGAAGUGGAUCUUUUUUGGCAGCUGGGAGGGGAGCACAGCCAGUAAACAUUUCCAAGGUGUUUCCUGAAGAUGGUGGAAGCCCAGCCAAGCCCGGCUCGUGCAGGAGGAAUGGAAUUGUCAGGCAGCCCUGGGUGACAGGGCAGGGCGCCAGCAGGACUGGGGACACGGGGACGUGUCCGUGGAAUGAUCCAGAGGGGCUGGCAGGAGGAGAUGGAUGCCCAGGGAAGCAAUGGGUUGUGUUUUUGGGGAGAACCCUGGAUUUUGGUAGAUUUUUGCUGCCUCUCCAGGCUCUGAGGCGCACAGGGCUGGGGACAGGGGUUUGGUGACCCUGCUGUGGGUUCUGGCUCCCUGGGAGCUGUGGGGCUCAGGAAAUGAACCCCAGGUGAGCCAGACCCUCCCCAAAUCCUUCCCAAGCAAGGAGGAUUUUCCAUUCCCACCCUGGCUGCUCCUUUUGCUUUUAUCCACGUGGCUUCUCUGGUUUUUUGGGUUUGUUUUUUUUCUUUUUUCCUCCUCCAUAACUACAACUGGAAGACAAGGACUCGCUGCUUGUGUGCUUCCCUGGUGUCCCCUCGGGCUGGGGACUGUCCCCUCGGGCUGGGGACAGUCCCUGUGCCACUCCUGCUGUCCUGGCUGGCCACUGGACUUUUCCUGCUGCGUGUUGUUGCUGUGGAUUUCACUUCAUUGUCCUCCGGUGGUUUUUUUUUUGCCUUGUUAAUGGGAUCCCUCGGGGUGUUUUUUCCUUAAAUAAACCGUGUUGGUCCCAGCCCCUCUGUGCCCACAGUGAGUGUUUGGUGCAGGGGCUGAGCUUGGAACCUCCCAGGUUUUAUGGUGAUGGGGUGAGGGUGACAAGAAGGAAAAAAGGAGUUUUGGGGUUUAAUGCAAUUCAGAAAACGUGAUUAAAACUCCCACUUUGGCACUGCAGACCUGUGGGAGGGGCGGGAUUCCACCUCAACCACCUCCCUCCGCUUCGUGAGCGCCUUUUGUGGGGCAUCUGGGGCUCGUGAUGAAACCCUGGAUAAAAAUACAGCUCGGCAGGAGACUUGUGUCAGCUUGAUCUUCUCUCAGCCAGCAGGUGGGAGGCAGCACAGGCUCAGCAGAGGAGAUUCACGGCUGCUGAAGCUGCGGCUCCGGCUCCUCCCUGCCAAUGAGGGGAGCAGAUGGACGCAGGGGAAGCAACAAAUUCUCCAUCCACCGCCAAAUAUAGCCAAGGAAUGUCCGCAGGCCCCGGGGCAGCAUCCCUGCCGUGGGUCUGCAUGGAAGGGCUGGAUGAGCCCUUUGCUGGAACGCCUUCCCCC